AUGGAUCUAAGGAAGGCUGCUGCUCUAUGUCUGGGGCUGUGGAGUGCCUGGCUCUGGGCAGAGCAUAGCCCUCAGGCAGCUGUAUUGCUAUCUUCUCCACACAGGAUGGCAAGGACAGGAGCGCUUAGGAGGGCACCACUUGGCACUAUGUCUAGGGACUCCCAGCAUCAUAUAACAUCAAGGAAGGAACCUUCCAAAAAGGGCACUGUGGUCCCUCAUGAGUACAUGCUGUCCCUGUACAAAAGGUUAUCCAGUAUUGAGCACCAGGGGAUAAACUUGCACCUAACUUCCAACAAGACUGGAGCUAACACCAUCACCAGCUUUGUAGACCAAGGACAAGAUGAUGUUCCUACACAGACUUCAGAACAGAUAUUCUUGUUUGAUAUCAACACUUUGACUGGGAUGGAUGAAAUAAUUGCAGCUGAACUUCGAAUUUUAAGAAAAGGUUCUGUAAAUAUAAGUGCCGUUGUUUCUAAAGUUGGCACGUUGUUGCACCUUCAGCUUUACACCUGCCCUACCAGCUGGCAAGAGCCCCAGCUUAUAGACUCUAAAUCUACCGAUUUGGGAACCUCAAUUUCCAAGUGGGAGGUAUUUAAUGUUUGGAAAGCUAUGGAGAACAAAAGGUAUCUGAUUACAGGUGACAAGUUGUGUUUCAUGCUGAAGGUUACUGCUGAUAAUAUAGUAACUACUUUGCAACCAGUGCAAAUAGGAUUCAGUAGACAAGGUCAACCACCCCAUGAAAAAGCUUUGCUGGUGGUCUCUUCUCAUUCCAAGAAAAGGGAAAACCUGUUUAAAGAGAUUAAGGAACAGAUUAAAUCCAUGGGAAACCAUAAAUUGCUGGAGCCACCUGACUCAGGUCAACAGAGUAUCACAAAGAGAAGAAGGAAAAGGACAACACUGCCAACAAGAGCCAACAAUGGCAGAGGGCAUGGGAAGAAGUCCAAAACUAGGUGCAGUAAGAAGCCUCUGCAUGUCAAUUUUAAAGAGCUGGGUUGGGAUGACUGGAUAAUUGCUCCUCUGGAUUAUGAGGCAUAUCACUGUGAGGGAGUUUGUGAUUUCCCUUUGAGGUCUCACCUGGAACCUACCAACCAUGCCAUCAUCCAGACCCUGAUGAAUUCCAUGGACCCAGAAUCCACCCCACCCAGCUGCUGUGUCCCAUCAAAACUUAGUCCCAUCAGUAUUCUGUACAUAGACUCUGGCAAUAAUGUGGUUUACAAACAAUAUGAGGACAUGGUUGUAGAAAGCUGUGGCUGCAGGUAG
Bombina bombina (fire-bellied toad) is the source of this 1260-nucleotide messenger RNA. RefSeq names its product growth differentiation factor 7 (gene GDF7). The transcript is spliced from 2 exons. The record is from RefSeq and is a predicted model, not a curated record. Gene Ontology annotation, biological process: BMP signaling pathway; SMAD protein signal transduction. Gene Ontology annotation, molecular function: cytokine activity; growth factor activity. Gene Ontology annotation, cellular component: extracellular region. Lineage: Eukaryota; Metazoa; Chordata; Amphibia; Anura; Bombinatoridae. The coding region runs from base 1 to 1260 and encodes 419 amino acids.